ACUUUGACCUCAGCAAUACACACACGUGCAUUGGCAUUACAUCAGCGAGAACUCCACGUAAAAUCUCUUUAAAAUGUCGUGGUUGUUUGGGAUUCGAAAGGACCAGCCUCUACCAGAGGCACCUCAACUUCCAGUUUUACAAGAUGGAGGAUCUGGAGCUUCAUCAGGGGGAGGGAAAGAUGGAAAGGGGGACAGUGCUGGAGGAGGAGGAAAAGGAGCCGGCUACAACAACUUCAGUAACUUCGACCCGUCGGGCCUGGAGCGGGCCGCUCAGGCUGCCCGCGAGCUCGACAAGUCCGCAAAUGCAAGGGGAGCAUUGGAUCUCGCCAAGAUGCAAGAACAGACAAAACAGUUGGAACAACAGACCAAAAUCAAGGAGUAUGAAGGAGCCGUCGAGCAGAUGAAGUUGGACCAGACUAGGGUCCAGCAAGAGGAGAAGAGAAAGACUAUGUCUCAGGAGACCCAAGAACAUCAAAGAAGGGCGCAGUACCAGGACCAGCUAGCAAGGAAGAGAUACGAUGAUCAGCUCUCUCAACAGAAAAGGAUGAAUGAAGAAAACUUAGCCAAACAGGAGGAGUCCGUCAGGAAGCAAGAAGCUAUGAAAAGAUCGUCUAUGGAUUAUGAAGCAGAGUUGAGAUUGAAGAAUGAUAUGAAGAAGAUUGAAGCCGAAUUGAGAGGGAAAGCAAAGAUAGAGAGAGAAAAUAAAGAUAUACGGAAGGAGCAGAUCCGUCUUGAAGCAGCUGAGUAUAGGGAAACGGUACUGCAGUCUAUCAAAACGGCAGGAAACAUUCUUGGAGAGGGCUUCAGAAGUUUUAUAUCCGACUGGGAUAGAGUAACAGCCACAGCAGCGGGAGUUACAUUACUAGCCCUCGGUGUGUAUUCAGCCAAGAUGGGAACGGGCGUGGCUGCUCGUUACAUCGAGGCCCGUCUAGGUAAACCCUCCUUGGUCAGAGAGACCUCAAGGCUCACCCCGAUAGAAGCCGUCCGUCAUCCAAUCCAAGUGACCAAAAGAAUCUUCAACAAUCCAAAGGAUGCUCUAGCAGGUGUUGUCCUGGAGCCAAAGCUUGAGGAACGUCUUCGAGAGAUCGCCAUAACAACUAGGAAUACCAAAGCAAACAAAGGAAUGUACCGGAAUAUACUGAUGCAUGGCCCACCUGGUACAGGAAAAACACUCUUUGCAAAGAAACUUGCCAUGCAUUCAGGAAUGGACUAUGCCAUUAUGACGGGAGGUGACGUUGCCCCGAUGGGAAAGGAGGGAGUCAGUUCAAUACAUAAAUUAUUUGAUUGGGCUUCUACAAGCAGAAGAGGAUUACUACUAUUCUGUGAUGAAGCAGAUGCCUUCCUUAGGAGAAGAAAUGCUGAAAUCAUUAGUGAAGAUCUUCGUAGCACUCUAAAUGCCUUCCUUUACCGCACCGGUGAACAAUCUAACAAAUUCAUGUUGGUGUUAGCAAGUAAUCAACCAGAGCAGUUUGAUUGGGCCAUCAACGAUCGAUUAGAUGAGAUGGUCGGCUUUGAUCUACCUGGGCGUGAGGAAAGGGAACGAAUGGUUAGGUUAUACUUUGAUAAGUAUGUCAUCCAGCCGGCUUCACAGGGUAGGAGACGCCUGAAGGUUGGCCAGUUUGACUUCAAUGAGAAGUGUAGUAAGAUAGCUGAAAUGACUGAAGGGUUAUCCGGAAGAGAGAUUGCUAAACUCGGAGUCGCAUGGCAGGCAACUGCCUUUGCUUCAGAGGAUGGCGUCCUUUCAAGCGAGAUGAUCGACGGUAAAGUAGAGGAGAGUGUCAAACAACACAAGCAAAAACAAGACUGGCAUCAGAAGGAGGAUGCAAGGUUAGAUAAACUAGAGAAGCUGCACAACGUGAAAUAGCACCAUCUAUCUACACAGAAUUGACAAUGUCAAAAUGUAACUACAAUUCAUUGAUAUAAAUGAAAAAAAAACUGGAUAGAGCAUAAAUGCAUUCUUUUGAGGCCACUGGAAACACUUCAAAAGUAUUCCAAAAGGUUUAAUGCUCACAAAGUUCCACACUUUUUGUCAGGCAUCUGGUUGCCGUUUCUUACGUGAUGGUAUUGCCCCAUGAACUGUAAACAGUGUCAAUGUUGUGAGUGCAGCAACAUAUAUGACAAGCUCUAUCCAGUUUCUUACAUUAAUUACUCAAAUGGCUCCAUCUAUAGACAUAGAACUGACAAUUACAAAAUGAAUCCCAAAAAUCGACAUCAAUAUGGAACUUGCAAUAUUGAAAUUUGUUGUCAAAUAGUGCCAUCUAUCAACAUAGAAUGGACAAUGUCAAAUGUAAUAUCAAAUAGUGCUUUCUUUAAAAAAAGAACUGGCAAUAAUGAAAUAUAUUGUCAAAUGGCACCAUCUAUUCAUAUAGAACUGACAAUGUCAGAAUGUAACCUCAAAUAGUACUUUCUAUCAAGAUAGAAUUGGCAAUAAUGAAAUAUGUUGUCAAAUGGCACCUUCUAUUGACAUAGAUCUGACAGUAUCAAAAUGCAACCUCAGACAGUGUUCUGUCAAUAUGGAACUUGCAAUAUAAGAGUUGCCAUGUCAAAUAGUGCCAUCUAUUAACAUAGAUCUGACAGUGUCAAAAUUUAACAUCACAUAUACAAAUAAUUCACAUCAUCUGGGGCAUUAGUAAAAGAAUUUAACACACGAGGUACCUUUGGAAGAGUCUUAACACGCCUGAGGCACAGCAGAGGGCACACAGACUAUUCAAAGGUAACAGGUGUGUGUAAUUAUUCUUAUUCCCAAGGAAAAUGAUGUGCAUUAUGUGUUUUAUAAUAUAGUAUUGUGGGUCCUUGUUGAUAAACUAUCAUCUGUGAACUAUGACCGGUCAACAGAACUA
Messenger RNA from Lytechinus variegatus (green sea urchin), 2840 nucleotides. Its product is annotated as ATPase family AAA domain-containing protein 3-B-like. Gene Ontology annotation, biological process: mitochondrion organization. Gene Ontology annotation, molecular function: ATP hydrolysis activity; ATP binding; zinc ion binding. NCBI's taxonomy places the organism in Eukaryota, Metazoa, Echinodermata, Echinoidea, Temnopleuroida, Toxopneustidae. Bases 74 to 1864 code for a protein of 596 amino acids. Gene Ontology annotation, cellular component: mitochondrion. The transcript has 14 exons. The record is from RefSeq and is a predicted model, not a curated record.